AUGAAAGGAAUCAGACGCGAUUUAAGGGCGCGAGCUCCGCUCUACAAGGAUGACUGGAGCCGUCCUAGAAGUAUCUAUACGGUCGUCAACGCGACGUUCUUUGCUUUUAUUGUUCAGCUUAUUCCUGCACUUAUUUUUGCAGAGCUCAUGGAUCGACAAACUGAAGGAAAGCUCGCGACCGCGGAAGCUUUAUUGAGUACGGCGAUCAUGGGAAUUAUUUAUGCAGUUCUUGCCGGUCAACCGCUUGUCAUUGUGGGAAUUACAGGUCCUGUCGCCCUUUUACUGGGGACUUCGUAUAGCCUCACUGAGACCUUCAAUGUUGAAUAUUUUCCUUUUCUUUUCUGGAUUUGCUUUUGGGCUGGCCUCAUGCAUAUCCUUACAGCAGUGGUUGGUCUUGUCAGUUUAGUUUGGAAGGUGACACCGUUCACGACUCAAAUUUUUGAACUUUUUGUUGCCGUGUCAUUCAUUUAUACUUCUAUCCGCGAUUUGAUUGAGCCUCUUUAUCUUGGACAAGGAGACACUCGUUCGGAUCGCAGCGCUCAAUAUGCAUCUCUCUUGAUUGGUUUGAUAACGUUUUACGUUGCGUGGACCCUUCAUUUUGCCGAAACAUGGGUUGUAUUUACACGCCAAGUCCGAACACUCUUGAGCAACUAUAACACGCUCCUUGCCGUUGUUUUCGGAACUGCUCUUAGCUAUUUGCCUGGUAUAGAUCUUGCGAAAGAUGGAACUGGAGCUGGUAUUUUUGCCGCAAUGAUCCCUGGACUCAUGUUCUUCCUCCUAUUCAUCAUUGAUCACAAUGUUUCAUCGAUUCUGACGCAAUUGCCGAAGUUCAAGCUCAAGAAACCUGCAGCAUAUCAUUGGGAUUUCUUUGUUGUGGGACUUACUUUUAUUCCAUGUGCAAUUCUUGGCCUCCCACCGGGUAAUGGGUUGCUACCACAGGCACCGCUGCACGUUCGAGCUCUGUGUACCAAAUCAUACGUCACGGAUGAACACGGGGUGAAGCGUGAAGUGGUAACUCAUGUUGAGGAGCAGCGCUGGUCGGCUUUGGCACAAGCGUCGCUUCUAUUUAUUGCGCUAGCUUCCUUCCAAAUUAUAAGCUGGAUUCCCCGCGGCUGCCUGUUUGGUAUCUUUUUAUAUCUUGGGUUGGGGGCUCUACAUGUUAACGAGAUCUGGGAGCGUGUGAGGUUGUGCUUUGUUGUUCGAAAGAAGCGCCCGCUGGUUCCUAUUGUGCGGGACGUUCCAUGGCACACAGUUCAGUUGUGGACAUUUAUUCAGCUGUCCCUUGCAUUGGCAAUCUUUGGGGUCGCGGAAUUCGUCGAAAUUGGCUACAUAUACCCGGCUCUCUUGACAUUAUUGGUACCACUAAGAUCAUACGUUUUGGAGCGUAUUUUCAAAAAAGAAGACAUGAAACACCUCAAU
Messenger RNA from Phaeodactylum tricornutum CCAP 1055/1, 1419 nucleotides. RefSeq lists its product with no specific name. NCBI's taxonomy places the organism in Eukaryota, Bacillariophyta, Bacillariophyceae, Surirellales, Neidiaceae. Gene Ontology annotation, biological process: monoatomic ion homeostasis; monoatomic anion transport; transmembrane transport. Gene Ontology annotation, cellular component: plasma membrane. The transcript is spliced from 2 exons. The annotation marks the transcript as partial. Gene Ontology annotation, molecular function: solute:inorganic anion antiporter activity. The record is from RefSeq and is a predicted model, not a curated record.